Messenger RNA from Brassica rapa (field mustard), 1043 nucleotides. RefSeq lists its product as uncharacterized. Lineage: Eukaryota; Viridiplantae; Streptophyta; Magnoliopsida; Brassicales; Brassicaceae. The record is from RefSeq and is a predicted model, not a curated record.
GCUAUUCGUGCAAAGUUCAGGUUUUUUUGGGCCGAAUUUUCAAAAAACAUCUUAAAAAGAAGCUCAGCCUAGGCCCAAAACCUCGAGAAAUAAGAGUUUACAAUGGAACUCGGAUCCUUUCCCGUAUCCGUUUCAAUCAGUUGCACACACCGUAACACCCGCCUUCCUUACUAGUUCCUACUCUCUCAUCAUUUAUAAAUUUGGAAACUCUAAAAAUGUCAAAAACCCUAAUUCCCCACGGCAGAUUCCUCCUCCGUCGUCUCAACCUCCGCCCCUAUUCGUCAAAACCGCACCACACCGAAACCGACCUCGAUUCGCCGUCCUCAUCAGCGACCUCUAAAGCCGAAGCCGAGCGGAAGAGCCUGAACGAGUAUUUUCAGAAGAUCGCCGUUAAGAACUCGACUCCUGAUUGGCUCCCUUUCGCCCCCGGGGGCUCUUUCUGGGUCCCGCCGCCGCAUCAGAAGACGGACGGGAAGGUCGCUUAUAUGAUGAACAUGGUGACGAAUCCGUUGAAGAAGGAGGAAGCUUUCUCUCUGUCGUCUUCUUCUGGCUGGCCUUGUUCCUCUUUCUUCAUUCCUCCAAAUGAUGAGAAGGUAGAAAGUAGAAUGGAGUUGAACAUUCCGGGGGAGCUUGGGCAUUUCCUAAAUCCAGUUUAUUCAUUUAAACAUGUCGACGAUGAAGACUGAUUUCACAAGUUCUAGCUCGGUGAUGAAGUCCAUUUCCUGAUGCGUGGAAAGACAGAUGAUUCCCGAGACUGAUGAGGUUAAGUAUUUGUAUAUACAGCUGCAAACCAUGGAGUUCUAUGGUGUUUGGACUGUCUUUAACGUCUUUGUGAACUUUAUUUAUAAAGCAAUCAUCAAUCAUAAUUAACGGCUGAUUAAAGCUGGUCGGAUUGGUACUUACCUGCACUACAUGGUUUCAUCGUGAAUGAUAAUUUAGAUCAACCUUAGAUGAGUUUGCAUAUGUUACAAGAUUGAUUCUUAAGAAUCUGUCACUACACUAAAGAGUACCAAACACUACAAUGCAUGCGUUUCAUCUUAACC